Maudiozyma saulgeensis is the source of this 2730-nucleotide messenger RNA. NCBI's taxonomy places the organism in Eukaryota, Fungi, Ascomycota, Saccharomycetes, Saccharomycetales, Saccharomycetaceae. The record is from the annotation of a GenBank genome assembly.
AUGACUACCAACUUUGAUGAUUCUGUAGAAUCUUUAAAGCAAAGAGGUAAAAAUGUAUAUAUUUCGAAACUCUUCAAUUUACAAUUUAAAAAAAAUAGUAAUAAUCAAGAAACAAAUACUACUAAACCGAAUGAUAAUGAUAAUGAUAAUGAUAACAACAGUACAGAUAGAAACAAUUUUGGAUCCAAUGAUCUGGGAAACCCCAAUUAUGAUUCUAAUAUGAAUCAAAAUAUGUAUGCAACUACAAAUAAUAAUAACAAUGAUGGUUCUUUGAGUAGAGGUAUUGAACCAAAUAUAGAAUACAUACCUUCAAUAAAUCAAAAUGAAAAGAAUAUGUCCGAACCUAUUUUAAGGACAGAUCUCACUAAUGAACCGGAUACAAAAUUUAAUAAAUUUAAAAAUAUGUUUCAUGGACAUAAGAUAAAUACACAUUCUACGCAAAUAUUUAAAAAUAAAUUACGUGCAAUCUCAAAGACUAAAUCAUCAUUAGGAGACACAGAUCAAAAUGUUACUCAAAACAAUGAUCUUGAUAUGGAUGAAUUUGACGUUAAUUCAGACAAUUCAAUAGAAGAAUCUCUAAUUGAAUUUCCCUCGAUUAAUAUAUCGAGUAAACUUACAAUAGAUUCGGAUAGUCAUACAAGAAAUAGUAGCGGUUAUAGACAUGAUAUAUCACCACCUACAACAAACGCUGAGUUGACACCAUCAAUCAAUUAUCAAAGUAACAGUAACAACGUUUUUGAGCUUGGAAAUAAUCCACAUGCAUACUCUGAUAGAGUACAUACAUCAAACGAUAAGAUCACUAGAUUUCGUUCCCCAUCAAACCCAACAGUUUCUAGUAUUGCAAAUAGAUCAAACAAUAUGUCACCUGUGGCUUCCAUCGACACUAGAUUGAGAAGUGAAUCUCAAACAGAAUCCUUUAGCUCUACAAAUCCAUUCCGUUCGGAAGGUGCAAGCCAGACCAAUGUAUCAAUGACAUCAAAUAAUCCAUUUUUUACAGUCUCAGGAUCGGUAUCUCCAACUUUAACUCAAAAUACCAGUAACAAUUUUCCAAAUGUGGAUAAACAACCUCCGACAAAUAUUACACCUAUUAAGAAAUAUCACAGAAACUUAAGUAAUGUUUCUCUAAAUGAAAUUAAGGAAAAUGAGGAACUUGAACAAUUUAGAACAGCAAGUAUGAAUAAUAAUUUAUUUGGAUUGAGUAAUCAGUCCUCUUUUAUUUCAUCUGCACCUGGUAGUAGAACACCUUCCAUUAUAACAACUGUAUCCGAGAGCAAUGUUCAAGGAAUAUCGUUAAGAAAGCAACGCUCAGAUUCUCUGAAUGAAUUAGCAUCUAAUUCUAAGAUUUUAAAUAAUGUUGAGAAGGACUAUUUCUCAUUACAAAGAUCUCCAAAUAUUUCUGACAGACGGGCUACAAUUUUUAGUAGAUCAUCAGCAGAUAAUAAUUCAUUUACAGGUCUUGCACCAAAAAGGUCUAAUAGACUUCGUACGAAAUCAUUUAGUAAUAAAUUUAAAGAUAUAACCGUCCAACCUAGUUCAUUCAUCAAAAUACGAAAAUUAGGUGAAGGAGAUGUUGGAAGAGUUUAUUUAGUACGAGAGAAGAAGACUGAUAACUUAUACGCUAUGAAAGUAGUUUCGAAGAAGGAAAUGAUUAAACGUAAGAAAACGAAACGAAUUCUGGCUGAACAGGAAAUUUUAGCUACGAGCAAUCAUCCUUUUAUCGUGACAUUAUACCACACAUUCCAAACAGAAGAACAUUUAUUUUUUUGUAUGGAGUACUGUGUGGGAGGAGAAUUUUUCCGUGCAUUACAAACAAGAGAUUCAAAGUGCAUUUGUGAAGAUGAUGCCAAAUUUUACUUGUGUGAGGCUAUAGCUGCUUUGGAGUAUCUGCAUCUAUUGGGUUUCAUAUAUAGAGAUUUGAAACCAGAAAAUAUUUUGUUACAUCAAUCAGGUCAUAUAAUGUUAUCUGAUUUCGAUUUAUCAAUUCAAGUCCCUAACUCAAAACUACCUUCAUUACAAGGCUCGAAUGUCGAUACUAACUUAUCAUCUGAUAAUUUUAAAACAAAUUCAUUUGUAGGGACCGAGGAGUAUAUUUCACCAGAUGUAAUACGAGGUAAUGGUCAUAGCGUUAGUGUUGAUUGGUGGACGUUGGGUAUCCUAUUGUAUGAGAUGUUGUAUGGUUUCACACCAUUCAAAGGUAAUGAUAUCAAUGAAACAUUCUCAAACAUCCUGAAAAAGAACGUAAAAUUUCCAAACAACGUUUCUGUGUCUCGUGUUUGUAAAGAUCUUAUCAAAAAAUUAUUAAUUAAAGAUGAAAACAAAAGAUUAGGAUCAAAGAAGGGGGCAGCAGACUUGAAAUCACACCCAUGGUUUAAGAAAGUUGCGUGGUCAUUUUUAAGAAAUCAACCACCGCCCUUAAUUCCUGUUUUAACAUCCAAUGGUUAUGAAUUGACAAGUCCAACAAAUAGAUAUAUUGGGCAAGAUACUGUGGAUACUAUUAAUAGUGAUGAUGAUGACUACCAUACUGAAGAAAUAGAAUAUGAUGAUGAUUUAUCAGAGGAGGAUCCAUUUCAUAAUUUUAACUCCAUGAGUUUGCUGAAAUCUGAGGAUGGCAGUGAAAAAAUGAAAUUUACUGAUAAAAUAUCAUAUGAUAAUGUAACAUAUGCAAUAAAUAACUGUAGGCUACGUAGUGAUAGUGGUAGCAGUGGUGGUAGAAAAUUCUUCAAUAGAUGA